CAGCCGCCGCCACAGCAAGCCAGGCGGCCAGGCCACAGUGUUAGUGAGUGACCUGCAGGCGGCUGUAGCAGCAGGGAACACAAGGAAGCCCGCCGCGGAAGGCUUAGCGCUCUAGUGCUGAAGCUUGUUGCAGGCUGCACUGGAAAUUCGGGGGCCUAAUCGCCAGCCCAGACCAGCCCAGCAGACCCCCCGUCAUAGCGGAACAUGUGACGACCUAUGGACGGUCUACGACCUACGGGGACUCGGGAGCAGCGCUCUCCGGGUUCAGACUCCAAUCCGCCAUCAUCCUGAUCUUGCAUCCUGCAAUCUCGCACGCAACCUGCGCUUUCGCCUCCUCCGUACCGCCCCUCGACGACAAUCCGCACAAUCGCAUCGACGCCGUCUCCCAUCCUGCCGCCAUCAUGAAGUUGCACUACAUCGGCAUCAUUCGCAACGAGGCCAAGCCCGCCCACGAGAUUUGCGCCGAGAAGGAACUGAGCUCCUACUCGCGAUUCACCCGCAACAACUAUGGCGAGUUCAUGACUCUCUUCUCAAAGACCGUCGCCGAGCGCACUCGUCCCGGCCAGCGACAGGAUGUUGAGGAACAAGACUACACUUUCCACGCCUACAGCCGUACCGAGGGCAUCUGCGGUAUCAUAAUGUCCGAUCACCAGUACCCAGCUCUCGUUGCCCACCAGCUCCUCAGCAAGAUCGUCGACGAGUUCCUCAUCAAGCACCCGCGCUCCUCCUGGGCAACCGGCCAGCCCAUCCUGCCCUUCCCUGAGCUUACCGAGUACCUCGCCAAAUACCAGGACCCUCAGCAGGCCGACAGCAUUCUCAAGAUCCAGAAGGAACUUGACGAGACCAAGAUUGUCCUCCACAAGACUAUUGAGAGCGUGCUACAGCGCGGCGAGAAGAUUGACGACUUAGUGGCCAAGAGCGAUGGUCUUAGCAACCAGAGCAAGAUGUUCUACCAGCAAGCUAAGAAGCAGAACUCGUGCUGUGUUUUGAUGUAAUGAAACAUUUCGUUUCGGCGUUGGGACGCGACUUCGUUUCAGCAUAUAUGGGAUGUCGCUUAUUGAGAUUGGUUACUGGUGCGGCGCAAAUACUUACAAUCGUUUUGUCCAACCAUUCACUCGCAGGCCAUGUCGUUGGAGCAGUUUAGACUUAUUGGAGUAGAGGGGAACAGCGUAUGCACAUGAAGUACUGAAGUACACGUGGAAAUAUGCUGGGAUGAAAGUAGCACUUAAUGAUGGGGCUUUUUCUAUUCCAAAUGAUGAU
Messenger RNA from Ilyonectria robusta, 1260 nucleotides. Its product is annotated as v-snare-like protein. Bases 402 to 995 code for a protein of 197 amino acids. Lineage: Eukaryota; Fungi; Ascomycota; Sordariomycetes; Hypocreales; Nectriaceae. The transcript has 5 exons. Gene Ontology annotation, molecular function: SNAP receptor activity. Gene Ontology annotation, cellular component: Golgi apparatus. Gene Ontology annotation, biological process: endoplasmic reticulum to Golgi vesicle-mediated transport. The record is from RefSeq and is a predicted model, not a curated record.